GCAGGAACGGAGGGAAAGAAAGGAAAGAAAGAAAAAAAAUCAAGCUUCGCGCAAUCGUGUUGGUCAAGGCUCAAUCAAGACUCACUCUGACUUCACACCUCACUUCUGUUUUCAUGGUCCUUCCCCGUGUGUUAAGAUUUAUAAUAAGAUUCACUUCCACCCCCAAACUGACUUUCAAUCCAGUUCACUUUCUACACACAAAGCGAAAACCUUCCUGCGUCUUCCUAUCCACUUUCGUCCCAUACCCUUCUCCAUAUCCAUCUUCAAAGCAAAGAUAAAUAACUUCUAAUCACCACCUCCACGUCCACAUCUUUUCGAAAGACCAGCACCUCUCUUCAAUCUCAACAUUCCAUAAUACAAGCUACAAUUUACGAAGUAUACUUCUCCAAAACUAAAUAAUCAACAUGAAGGCCUCAGUUAUCCUCGCCAUCAGCGCUUUCGCAGCUGCUUCUGUCGCUCAAUCCCUCUCUGACCUCCCACCAUGUGGUCAAACCUGUAUCAGCAACAUGCUUGCUAAAUCUGAAGAACUUGGAUGCUCUGCCCCUGAUGCCGCCUGUCUUUGCACCAAGCCAGACUUUGGCUAUGGUAUCCGUGAUUGCUCCAAUGCCGCAUGUGGUGCUGAAGCUGCCGUUUCUGUCAUCUCCUACGGCCAAAGCUACUGCGCAGCUGUCUCUACUACUAGUUCCGCCGAGUCAUCUACCUUGGCUACUUCCACCGCCUCUGCUUCUGGAAGUGGUUCAGCUGAGUCUUCUACUGAGUCUUCUGCUGCUGCAAGCUCUUCCGCCAUCACCACCUCUGCUCUCCUUGCAACCGUUACCUCUGGAUCUGAGACCAUCACAACCACCAUUGGCUCUACUACAAUUUACGGUUCCGGCGGUAUUGCUGUUGUAUCCUCUACUCCAAUCUCUACCUCUGCCAUCGUCUCCACCAUUACCAGUGAUGAUUCUACCUUCGAGUCUACUGUUGGAUCUUCCACCAUUUACAGCACCCCAAGCCCAACUGACAGCGGUGUAUCAUCUGCCAUCACCACCUCUGCUAUCGUCUCCACCGUCACCAGUGAUUCCUCCACCUUUGAGACCACUGUAGGAUCCACCACCAUCUCUGGUAUUGGAGCCAUUACCAGCAUUUCUUCCGAGGCUGCUUCCUCCGCUUCUGCUAUCUCAUCCAGUGCCGGAUCUGCUAUCUCUUCCCUCGAAUCUUCCGCUUCAUCUGCUGCCUCUAGCUUGGCUUCAGGUGCUUCCAGCGUGGCUUCAUCUGCCACCAGCAGAGUCUCUUCCGCCACCUCUGCCGCUGGUAGCGCUGCCGCAUCUGAAACCUCAUCCGCCAUGGGUUCCCUCCCAACUGGUGCUACUGGUUUGAUGGCCGCUGCUGGUCUCGCUGCUCUUCUUUUGUAAACAACUUCAUGAGGCCCAUUUCCCUAUCUUUUUGAUAUGGCAAUGCUUCUGAAGGUGAAUAUAAUGGAAUUUGAGUGUAGUUGGACUCGCAACGAUACCCUUCUCUUAUUUUUCGAUUCUUGAUCAUACUAUUUUACAAUUUCUUUCUUUAACUUUUGACGACUUUCACGAUGGAUGGUAUGGGGACAUUUCAUGAUAGGUAUGGAUGGGAUUUCUGGUCAUACAUAUCAUAUGAAGCUAUGCACAUGACGCCAUAGACAUGGUAAUAACAAUUGGGGAUAAUCCGCGGAUGUUAAUGGAAAUUUAAGGGUGGAUAAAUGAAAACAUGGCAUGGUAUGGAUGGGCAUGUGGUUGCAUGGAUGAACAGGCAAAUAGUACUCAUUCUGCUUUCAAGCAUGAUUGAUGAUGCGAAUUAUGAACUGUAAUAAAUAGUACA
This is a messenger RNA of Botrytis cinerea B05.10, 1830 nucleotides long. RefSeq lists its product as hypothetical. The coding region runs from base 405 to 1394 and encodes 329 amino acids. NCBI's taxonomy places the organism in Eukaryota, Fungi, Ascomycota, Leotiomycetes, Helotiales, Sclerotiniaceae. The record is from RefSeq and is a predicted model, not a curated record. The transcript has 4 exons.